UUAGGGUAUACUGAUCCUGCAAAGCCAAAUCUCCCUCGUCUGCAUGAGUGGCAAUUCAGAUCUGGACUUGAUCGCUACAUAUGGAUUAUUGGGAUGAUAUAUGCCUAUUUUCACCCGAAUGUUGAGAAGUGGAUGGAGAAAUUAGAGGAAUUUGAAACUAAGAGGAGACGUACAAUCAAGACAGCAAUUGUUACAAUUUCUUUAAUUGUUGGAUAUUUGUGGUUUGAAUAUGUAUACAAGCUCGACAAAGUUACCUACAACAAGUAUCAUCCAUAUACUUCAUGGAUUCCUAUCACUGUUUACAUUUGCUUGCGAAACUUCACUCAGGAGCUCCGGAAUGUCUCACUCACUUUUCUAGCGUGGCUUGGCAAAAUAACCCUGGAAACCUAUAUUUCCCAGUUCCACAUCUGGCUGAGAUCAAAUAUGCCAAAUGGACAACCUAAGUGGCUUCUUUGUUUUAUACCUGACUAUCCUAUGCUCAAUUUCAUGUUGACUACUGCCAUUUAUGUCUUGGUAUCUUAUAGACUUUUUGAACUCACCAACACACUCAAAUCAGUUUUCGUACCCACGAGAGACAAUAAAAAACUGUUGUACAAUUUUGCUGCUGGGGUUGCGAUUUCUGCGUGUUUAUAUUGCACUUCUUUCAUUCUUCUUCAAAUUCCUCAUUAACGAGCCCGAUUUGAAUGAUUUUGAACUUUGAAAGCGUCCCUUGCCCAGCCAGCAUAUAUAGGAAAGACGUGGAAAUAGAAUUUAUUUUUGACGUUGGAAGGAAUUGCUUCCAAGGCAUAUACUCCGUAUAAUAUACACGCAGAGGUUAUUGUCGCAUAGUCUUUGAAAUUUGAAAUCGCACGGAGGCAGCUGUUGGAAGUGGAAAUAUGUUGCAGUUUAGCCAGGAAAGAUCUGUAUAAUUUCUUCCUAAGAAUAUAAUGGCACUAUCAUAGUUAUAGUGUACCACUGUAUUGUUUGAAUGGAAACCCACGUAUCAUUUCCUUUUAUGUCUCUCAUCACACACAAUUCACACAAGUAGGGGUGGGAUCCUCUGUCCCAAUUCGUUUGUGCCCCCCCCAUCCCACCACAAAUUGGCUGCCAUUUGGCAACUUGUGUAAGUCAUUCAUGCCUCUUCUUUUUUUGGAGUAAACUCCUAAAAAAGAAAUCAUCCGAGUAAAACAUAGAGAAAAUAUUAAAAUAAAAGUUUCAUGUUUUU
This is a messenger RNA of Cuscuta campestris, 1204 nucleotides long. Lineage: Eukaryota; Viridiplantae; Streptophyta; Magnoliopsida; Solanales; Convolvulaceae. The record is from the annotation of a GenBank genome assembly.